Gossypium arboreum is the source of this 1640-nucleotide messenger RNA. Its product is annotated as heat stress transcription factor B-3. Gene Ontology annotation, biological process: regulation of transcription by RNA polymerase II. The transcript is spliced from 2 exons. The record is from RefSeq and is a predicted model, not a curated record. NCBI's taxonomy places the organism in Eukaryota, Viridiplantae, Streptophyta, Magnoliopsida, Malvales, Malvaceae. Gene Ontology annotation, molecular function: RNA polymerase II cis-regulatory region sequence-specific DNA binding; DNA-binding transcription factor activity. The coding region runs from base 238 to 948 and encodes 236 amino acids. Gene Ontology annotation, cellular component: nucleus.
GUAGGGGGUUGAAGAACAUACGUUUCAGAGAGAAAUAGGAAAGAAGAGAAGGGAAAAGCCAAAACCUUGCCCUUGCAUUUCUCAUGAACUGUGGAGUCGUCUUGGGUUUCUAUUGUUGGGGUUGGGAGUUCUUAACUGCCCUUCUUCUCUUCUCCCCUUAUCCUUGAAUUAAUUUCUUCUUCGUUUUAUUUAAUUUUACACAAUACUUAUUAUAUAGAUUUCACUUUCUGUAUUAGUAUGGAAUCUGUGAUGGGAAGUGAUAAUAACAAAGGUUUGUUAGAAUAUGUAAGGAAAUCAACACCACCACCAUUUUUGUUGAAGACUUACAUGUUAGUGGAGGAUCCGAUCACCAAUGAUGUUAUAUCGUGGAACGCAGACGGGUCAGGUUUUGUCGUGUGGCAGCCGGCGGAGUUUGCCCGUGAUCUCCUCCCAACACUUUUCAAGCAUAGCAAUUUCUCUAGCUUUGUCCGCCAGCUUAAUACUUACGGAUUUCGGAAAGUUGCAACUAGUCGAUGGGAAUUUAGCAACGAAAUGUUUCGAAAGGGCGAAGGAGAGCUACUUUCCCAAAUCCGAAGAAGAAAAUCAUGGGCAAAUAGGCAACAGAACAGUGCAAUAGCUCAAGCGUCAUCACCAUUGGAGUGUGAGGAAGAUCAAAGGUCUUCGUCAACUUGUUCAUCGUCGGGAUUCAACAACCUAAUGGACGAAAAUAAGCGUUUGAGGAAGGAAAAUGGGGCAUUGAACUGGGAGCUGACAAGCAUGAAAAGCAAAUUUAAGGAACUUCUUGAUUUGGUGGCUAAUUAUGCACAGUUCGAGAAAGAAAAAGAUGACGAUGAAAGCCCUAUGUUGUUUGGAGUGAAGUUGGAAAUUGAAGGGGAUAGCGAGAGGAAGAGGAAGAGAGAUGAGAUCAGUGAAAGCGCAAGCGUUUUGCUAUCUCAAGCCUGCAAAUAAUUACUAUAUACUUAUCUAUUGAUGGUAAAUUAUGGUGUUAUAUAUUAAAAAGUUUAAUUAUUUAUAAAUCAUUUUUAAGGUUUUAGGUGAUUUAUUAUUAACAUAUAAAUUUAUACAUUGAUAAUUUUCAACCAAAAACAUUCGUUACCUUCUAUUACUAUUAAAAUUUUAGCUGUUGCCUAAGAAAAUUUAAGAAUGUUUAUUUUUCUUCCUUUACCAUUAAACUUAAUAGCAAUGGUUCUUCUCUUGGUAAUUCGAGUUUAAUAGGAGCUGGUGCUUUGAUCCAAAACCAUGAGAGAAAACAGAUUACGAGCUCUCAUUUUUUUCUCUUGGUAUUACUUCGAAUAUGGUUUUUGGGUUACUUCUUGGAUUCAUUUGAACAUUGAUGAAUUAAUUGUUUAUGUUGAUGCAACUGCUCUCAGUAGUCUUCUCAAGAAGCUUAUUGCUUUAUCCUAGUGUUGAUGUUUCCAAGACCUUAUUGAGGACCUUUUAGAAUAAUUGUGCUCUUCAUGUUUGUUGAGAAGGCAACCACUGUGCCGAUGCUAUUGCUUGUAGAACUAGGUUUUCUAGGAACUAAUGAGAAAUAUACCGUGUUUUGUAUUGGUAGAGAUUGCAAGUCCUCCUUUGUAUCGAAUCUUUAUAUAAGUUAUGCUAUGCUACUUUAUUGAUAAAAAAGUACAAAGAUUAUUUAA